Messenger RNA from Dermacentor silvarum, 1192 nucleotides. RefSeq names its product mitochondrial coenzyme A diphosphatase NUDT8-like. NCBI's taxonomy places the organism in Eukaryota, Metazoa, Arthropoda, Arachnida, Ixodida, Ixodidae. The coding region runs from base 113 to 892 and encodes 259 amino acids. Gene Ontology annotation, molecular function: coenzyme A diphosphatase activity. The record is from RefSeq and is a predicted model, not a curated record. The transcript has a single exon.
UAGCGAAGUGCAGCACCGAAGCGGCGGAACCGUGGCAGGUAUUGUAAUGACAGCCAAGUAAAGUACAGGGGCGAUACGACAGCGUGUACGACAGUAGAGCACAGUCGGGUAGAUGGCUUUUCAGAAACACAACGCGCAUUUUCUUGCGUGGUCGUUGAACGGUCUGGCUAGGCUUACAAAUGUUCGCCGAAGCAGCGCCACGACCCUCGACGGGACGUUUUUCUGCGACGACCGGAGGAAAGCCUGCAUGGAUUCUUUAGUGAGAUCAUCAGAAAAACUAAGUCGCACGUUCCUCAACGUACCUACUACGCUGUCAGCUGCCGUGUUGGUUCCAUUCUGCAUUAACCGCGGAGGAGAGCCCGCCGUCUUGCUGACAUUAAGGUCACGAAGCCUCGCCAGGCACGGCGGGCUCAUUAGCUUUCCUGGAGGCAUCGCCGACAAAAGCGACGAGUCAGCUACGGAAACGGCGCUUCGAGAAACUGAAGAGGAGCUCGGUAUACCGCCUGCAAACGUUGACGUGUGGGGAUCUCUACACUCGCUUCCGUCUCUGGGCUCCGCGAUUUCUGUCACGCCCGUCGUCGGGUUUGUGAAAUCCAAAAGUGCCGCGUCGUUGAUGGACGAGCUCACAGUGAAUGAAGGCGAAGUGGAAAAAGUGUUCAUGCCAUCUUUGCGAAGCCUGUGCGACCCUCGCGGCUGGGAGUACACGUGCUGGAAAUAUCCCGGUGUACCAGACCAUGCGUCGCCAGUUUUUGUUCUCAACGGCGACGAAAAGAUUUGGGGACUAACUGCAAGAAUAUUGCAUCUGUGUAUGGCCAGUAUUUUACCAGAACUGUACUGCAGAAAUUACCCAGUCAAUCUGUUAAACGUUACUAACGGUGGCAGUAAGCUCUAAAGUUGAUCUUGUAACUGGUGUGCACGGUGGUACUUUGGGUACUUCUAAAUCGGAUGUACGCUCAUAGAAUACCAACUUGUACGCUCUUCACACGGCAGACAAAACUUGUGCCGUGCGCAACAACACAACAGAUUGACUACGAAACUGUGAAAGACAACACUUGCGGACAUGCUGCGCACAUCGUGCACGCACACGUAGCAGCAGGCGCAAAAGCUAAAGCAAAAGUAGCAAAAGCUCAUUAAAGGCAUCGCCACAGUUUCGCAAACAAAACCGUGUAUUGAUUUUUGUUGCUACACGUUU